This is a messenger RNA of Rhipicephalus sanguineus (brown dog tick), 1023 nucleotides long. RefSeq names its product testis-specific serine/threonine-protein kinase 6. Gene Ontology annotation, molecular function: ATP binding; tau-protein kinase activity; protein serine/threonine kinase activity. Gene Ontology annotation, cellular component: cytoplasm. The record is from RefSeq and is a predicted model, not a curated record. Gene Ontology annotation, biological process: microtubule cytoskeleton organization; intracellular signal transduction; protein phosphorylation. NCBI's taxonomy places the organism in Eukaryota, Metazoa, Arthropoda, Arachnida, Ixodida, Ixodidae. The coding region runs from base 1 to 1023 and encodes 340 amino acids. The transcript is spliced from 7 exons.
AUGGGUUCCAGUGAGGACGAGGAGCCCGAGGAGGCUGAGAAAUCCAAGGAGUGCUUGGCAGCUCACGGCUACACGGUCGGGAAGACGCUCGGUGCGGGAUCCUAUUCGACAGUCAAGCUCGUAUCCAAGGACGGUGGGUCAUAUGCCUGCAAAAUCAUCUCCAAGGAAAAGUCUUCGGUUAUAUAUCGAGUGAAGUUUCUGCCUCGCGAGCUCAAAAUUCUUGGCUCGACCAGACACCCGCACAUCACGCAGAUCUACACCAUAAUCGAGGAGCCGACGAAGGUGUUCAUCAUCAUGGAGAUGGCUUGCGGCGGGGACCUUCUAGAAAAGAUACUGAAAGUGAAACGUCUGGACGAGAAGACGACGCACCAGUUCUUCAUGCAGCUGGCCAGUGCCUUGGCAUACCUGCACAAGAACGACGUCGCCCAUCGAGACCUCAAGUGCGAGAACGUCCUCCUCACCACAGUGGACGUCGUCAAGCUCACAGACUUCAGCUUCGCCCGCUAUUGCACCGACGAGCACACCAAGCGCAAGGAGCUGAGCGAGACGUUCUGCGGCAGUGAAGCGUAUGCUGCGCCGGAGAUUCUGCAAGGCAUUUGCUAUCUGCCCAAGCUGGCUGACGUGUGGUCACUGGGCGUUAUCCUCUACGUCAUGGUGACGGGCCUGCUGCCGUACGAGAGCAAUGGCCUACUCCGGCAGGUGCGCCUCCAGAUGACCCGCACGGUGCGCUUCCCAAAGGUGCUGCCUCUGAGCCAAGAACUGAAGAAUCUGAUCCGGGGAAUGUUGGAGCCUGUGGUGACACUGCGUGCAUCGAUGGGACGCGUCAUACGCCACCCCUGGAUCAAGAGAUAUCCAAGCCCAUUCAAGGAGAUUAAUCGCAAGAUCUACGCAUACGAAGCAUCGCAACACAAGGCCCGCCUUGAAGAACAGCCAUUGUCGUCCAGUACAGCACAGCGAGUUCACGAAUUCCUGAACGCGAACGAGUUCAUGAUGUAUGAGAUGCUUGGAAAUUCGUUACGUUGA